GAGUGUGCCUUUAAGAAGAGCCCCGAUCUCCCCACUAAAUCACUAUCGUCGCUCUCCGUAGGAAAGCUGUGGCCAUGUCUUCCAGCUCUGCUUUCAACGAUGAAAAGGGGGGGUCCUCGAGCGUCGGGGAACCCGAAUACGGCCACGAUCCUGCGAGCGGGGGGAUCUUCUCCUCCGAUUACAAGAGACAUGAUGACCUGAAGGAGAUGCUGGACAGCAACAAGGACUCACUGAAGCUGGAGGCCAUGAAGAGAAUUGUAGCAAUGAUUGCCAGGGGUAAAAAUGCUUCAGACCUGUUCCCCGCAGUGGUGAAGAACGUGGCCUGUAAGAACAUUGAGGUGAAGAAGCUGGUCUAUGUGUACUUGGUGCGCUACGCAGAAGAACAGCAGGACCUCGCUCUGCUGUCAAUUUCCACCUUCCAGAGGGGGCUGAAGGACCCAAACCAGCUGAUCCGAGCCAGCGCCUUGCGGGUCCUCUCCAGCAUCAGAGUGACCAUCAUUGUACCUAUUAUGAUGCUCGCCAUCAAGGAGGCCGCCUCGGACAUGUCCCCCUACGUCCGCAAGACUGCUGCCCACGCCAUCCCCAAGCUCUACAGCUUGGACCCAGACCAGAAGGACCAGUUGAUUGAAGUCAUCGAAAAACUCCUGGCCGACAAAACAACGCUGGUGGCCGGCAGCGUGGUGAUGGCUUUUGAGGAGGUGUGUCCCGAACGCAUAGACCUGAUCCACAAGAACUACCGCAAAUUGUGCAACCUGCUGAUCGAUGUGGAGGAGUGGGGCCAGGUGGUCAUCAUCAACAUGCUGACACGCUACGCACGUACUCAGUUCCUCAACCCCAAUGCCAACGAGUCCCUCCUGGAAGAAGGUGGGGAAAAGACCUUCUAUGGCUCUGACGAGGAGGAAGGGAAGGAGGACAAGGUGGAGGCUGCCGCCCUGGUAGUCAAGAGGAAGCCCUAUGUGAUGGACCCAGACCACAGGCUGUUGCUGCGCAACACCAAGCCCCUGCUGCAGAGCCGCAACGCAGCAGUGGUAAUGGCUGUUGCCCAGUUGUACUUCCAUCUGGCCCCCAAAGCAGAAGUUGGGGUCAUCGCCAAGGCCCUGGUUCGACUCAUGAGGAGUCACAGCGAAGUCCAGUAUGUUGUGCUACAGAAUGUGGCGACAAUGACCAUCAAGCGAAGAGGGAUGUUUGAGCCAUACCUAAAGAGUUUCUAUAUCCGCUCAACAGACCCCACCCAAAUCAAAGUCCUAAAGUUGGAGGUACUGACCAACUUGGCAAAUGAGACUAACAUAUCUACAAUUUUAAGAGAAUUUCAGACCUACAUUAAAAGUAUGGACAAAGAUUUUGUUGCUGCCACCAUCCAAGCCAUCGGCCGUUGUGCCACCAACAUUGGAGAGGUGAGGGACACCUGUCUGAAUGGACUAGUCCAGCUGCUGUCCAACCGCGAUGAGCUGGUUGUUGCUGAGUCAGUUGUGGUGAUUAAGAAGCUUCUCCAGAUGCAGCCUGAAAAGCACAGCGACAUCAUCAAACACAUGGCCAAACUCACUGACAACAUCCAGGUGCCCAUGGCACGAGCGAGCAUCCUGUGGCUCAUCGGCGAGUACUGCGAGCAUGUUCCAAAGAUUGCUCCCGAUGUCCUGAGGAAGAUGGCUAAGUCCUUCACCAAUGAGGAAGACAUAGUCAAGCUUCAGAUCCUCAACCUGGCAGCCAAGCUGUACCUUACCAACUCCAAACAGACCAAGCUGCUCACUCAGUAUGUGCUCAACCUGGCCAAGUAUGACCAGAACUACGACAUCAGGGACCGGGCACGGUUCAUCCGCCAGCUUAUUGUGCCCACAGACAAGAGUGGUGCCCUCAGCAAGUAUGCCAAGAAGCUCUUCCUGGCAUUGAAGCCAGCUCCAGUACUAGAGUCUCCAUUUAAAGACAGAGAUCACUUCCAGCUCGGCUCCCUCUCUCAUCUCCUCAAUGCCAAGGCUGGGGGCUACCAGGAGCUGCCCGAUUGGCCGGAGUCCGCCCCUGACCCCUCUGUGCGCAACGUCGAGGUUCCUGAAUGGACCAAGUGCAGCAGCCGUGAAAAGAGAAAGGAGAAGAAGGUGGAGAAGCCAUUUUACUCGGACUCAGAGGGGGAGUCCGGACCCACAGAGUCUGCAGACAGCGACUCAGAUACGGGCAGCGGGUCAGGAAGUGGCAGUGACAGCGGCAGCGAAGACAGUGGCUCCGAGUCGGGCAGCGAGGAGAGCGAGGGGGAGUCUGACUCCGAGAAGGACGAGAAGGACAAGAGGAAGAGUGGCAAGAAGAAGGCCAAGAAAACUGCCCCAGAAAGUGAGGAAAGUGAGCAAAGCAGCACAGAGGAGCAGAAGAAGUCAACAAAGAGCAAGGAGCCUAAGGACAGAUCAGACUCAGAGUCUGAAGAUGAGGAGGAGAGCUCCACAGAGAGCAGCGAGUCCGAGUCUGAGGAAGAAUCCGAGUCUGACACGGAUGCCAAGAAGAAGAAAAAGACAAUUCCAUCCAAACCUCCACCUAAACAAGCCAAGAAAGAGAAGAAAGAGAUGUCCCUUCUUGACCUUGAUGACUUUGAGCCAACCCCUUCCCCUCAGGUCACUCCUGUGUCUAACUUCGUGUCCAGCAGCCUGGCGACAGAUCUAGAGGGGCUGUCCCUGACCGACACAGCCCUCUCUCCCUCAGCUGCCAGCCCCACGUGCGGCCCGCUGAAGACAUAUGAACUGCUGCACCGAAUCACUGGCGAGGGCCUGGCGGUGACCUACUGUUUCAGUCGCCGGCCGUUCACAGGGGACCCGCAUAUGGUGUCUGUGCAGAUCCAGUUCACCAACAACACAGAGGUGGAGGCACGCAGUCUGCGGGUGCUGGAGCCCAAGCUGCAGUCCGGCAUGCGCAUCGCAGAGUUCCCGGAGAUUGAUGUGUUGCCCCCAGGCGAGAUUUCCACUGUGGUUAUGGGUAUUGAUUUCUGUGAUUCCACACAGGCAGCCAACUUUCAGCUCUGUACGCACACCAAGAAGUUCUUUGUGACAAUCCAGCCGCCUGUUGGGGAGCUGAUGAUGCCAAUCUUCAUGACUGAGAAUGAGUUCAAGAAGGAGCAAGGACAGCUUAUGGGUAUGAACGAGAUCACGGAGAAGCUGACCUUAGGCGAGGGGUGCCGGGGAGACCACGUCAUCAUUCAGAGGGUCAUCUCCACAGCCAACCUGAGCCGAGUGCCCUGUGGAUCAGCGAUGGAGUGCAGCCUUCCUCUUCCUUGCUCUCGCAUGCUGGCCUCCAGGUUUGCAGGAAAGACGGUGACUAGCGGCAGCUUGGUGCUGGUCACCGUGGUAACAAAGGAGGAGCGAGCAGCCCAGGUGACGGUCAACUGCGAGAAGAUGCUGAUAGGCACAAUGCUAGUGAAGGACAUCCUCCAAGCCUUGUCUCAGUAACGGAUCUCUCAGGGACAGCUGAGUUAUCUGCUUCAUGUCCUCCUUUCCACGAGCCUUCUCUUGUUCAUCUCGCCCAUGGCCCAGACAUGUACUGUUCACCUGACACUUACUACCAUCACACUAGUGCACUGGAAAUAGUUUAAAAUAUGCCCGCAGACAUUUUGAUGCUCUUGAGAAUUAGAUCUGGUAAGGUACAAUACCACAGUGUCUGGAUUUUUUAUGACAUAGUGCAUGUAUUUUUUCCUUUGUCUUUCAAAACAAAUUAUUUAAUUUCUGAUGUAUUAUAAUGGGAAGGUUUGGCAAAAAAGGCUCAUUAUUUAUUACAGAAUUAUUGUUCCAUCUUUUAUCAGUCUUUUAGAACACAAAUACCGUAAAAAAAAUAUACCUCAGAUGACUAUACAGCAAGUACCCACUGGACUCAUACUACCAGCAGAACGAUAAAUAUUUUAGAAUAAUUUUAAAAGCCAGAGAAGGUGUGAAAAAACUAUAUGGGCAAUGAAUUUGUAACAGUUGUAAUUUCCUAUUUUGCAAAGUACUGCACGGUAAAAACGGGGAAAACUGAGAGAACAAAUACUUUAUGGGUAUAUUGAUGUUCGCGUCAUAUUCAUUCAGUAUAUAAAUAUUUGUAAAUUAUAGCGACUGCAAUACAUCUAUAUUUAGAUUCAUCUAAUCUGCAGUAGACUGUUGUGUUAUAUAUAAAUGGUUUAAAAAAGAACAGAGUGGAAUUUGUGUACACCAGUGCUCUAUAGCAGCUGAACGCUGAGGUUGUUCGCCUUGUGCGGUUGCUUCAGUGUCUCAUCGUAAUCAUCUCUGCCCAGUGAGAGUGCAGCAGGUGGGUUAUUGUGUGCAUAUUUUAUGAAGGAUAGAUUAAUUUAACAGAACUGCAAGUUAAAACUCUUCUAAGUAAUGCAUUAACCUAUCACAGAUAAUGUCCAAAGCACGUCUGCAGCAAACACCUGUGAUACAACUGUGCUUUUUGUUGCCGGAGAUUCACGUUUUACUCAAACUAUUUUUUUUUUUUCUUCCCAAUGUGCUCAUGCAACACAUUUUCCAAAAGUUUUUUUAAUGUCACUUUUUCAUGAAUGCUUGAAUGCAUGAAUAAAUUAUUUUCUGGUAGGUUUUAUAACUGGUUUUGGUAACUGGUAAUGCUCUGUUUAAUUAUUUGCAUUGAUCUUUGUGACUAGGUUGUCACUAAUUACGUUAUUAAUAGAAUAUAGAUUUGUAUCUAUAUGCAUUGACUGGGUGUCUGUCUUAUUUAUUUUAUUGUUGUUUUUAUAGAUGCUCUAGAAAACCCUGCAUUAUGUAUAUUGGUGUCAAAAAUCGAAAAAUACAAGGGAAUUAUGUUUCUUUGGAUCAGAUAUGUAGAAUGUAGUCCUAUAAUUGUAAUUACUGUGGUUUGCGAUGCUGCGAAUGCUGACGUCUGUGCUGAAAAGGCAAACUGAGAGGAUAGUAUCUGCUGAAGCAUUAAUCUGGGGUUCAUUUGUCUUGGAAAUAUUUUAAACUGCCUUUGUGUCACUCAAUCACCUCUGGUCUAACCAAGCUUAAUAAUAAAAAAGCCACCUUAGGAAGAUAAACAUACAAAAGUGGAAGCGUAAUUAGGUGAGCAUCAGACUGUAUUAUAUUUGUGUUUAUUCACUGCUGUGUGUGGUACUUGUUGUUUUGGGCCAUGUCAUGUGUGAGAGGUUUUACAGCGUUACAAAGAGAAUUUCUUCAAUUUCAGGCAACUACAAGUAACGUGUGUCCGUUGACUCCUGUGUGGUUGUGGGGAAAAAAUCCCGUUUGAAUACUACUGCCUGAUUAGAAGAUGGAGUGUAUUAAUAAAAGCAGAAGAUGGACAGAA
Molecule: messenger RNA, 5262 nt
Organism: Scleropages formosus (Asian bonytongue)
Lineage: Eukaryota; Metazoa; Chordata; Actinopteri; Osteoglossiformes; Osteoglossidae
Product: AP-3 complex subunit beta-2-like
Exons: 27
Coding region: 75-3422 (1115 amino acids)
Biological process (GO): vesicle-mediated transport; intracellular protein transport
Cellular component (GO): AP-3 adaptor complex; membrane coat
Source: RefSeq, a predicted model, not a curated record